GCCCCCCACCCCCCACCCCACCACACACACUCACAGUUCAGGAAAAGAAAGAAUCAAUGACUAGACUUUCGCCUCCUGCCUUAUUCUGGUCUGUAUGAGAACACCGAGAAGCAAACUAGUAACUCCGGAAACUCCUGCCGGCAGCAGAAGCGAGCGGCAGUAUGCCGAGGAGGAAACAACAAGCACCCCGGCGCUCGGCAGCAUAUGUGCCUGAGGAAGAGCUGAAAGCAGCGGAGCUCAGCCAAGAUCUUCAGGACAAAGAAUUGCCACCAGGGAGUGACCAGGAGCAUGAGUUUGUGUGUGCUGAGGAAGAUGACAAUAAAGAAGUGCCCAGUUACCAGAAUUCACCCGCCAGCACGCCAACUAACCCAGAGCCGGGCUACGGGUCACCCGCCAGUGACACCAGCGAUCAGCUGGCUGAGUCCCAGAGCACCUCAUCUAAGGAUGGGCAGGAAAAAGAGGAGGGGCUGGGCAUGGACAGCUUACUCGUCUCACGGGACAGCCUGGCACAGAUGAAAGCCGCCUACUCCAACUUCCUGAGCAGCUCGUACUGGACGAGCCUGGGCCUGGACCUGAAGAACGCGAACCAGCCGAGUGUCAGCACCAGCAGCAAUGGCAGCAGCACUCACAGUGGUACCGGCGGUGGGGCAGGCUAUGACUGGCACCAGGCCGCCUUGGCCAAAACCCUGCAGCAGACCUCAUACGGAGUGAUGCCCGAGUCCAGCCUGUUCAGCACGGUGCAGCUGUACCGGCAGCACAACAAGCUCUUCGGCUCCGUCUUCACCGGAGCCAGCAAGUUUCGGUGCAAGGACUGCAGCUCUGCCUACGACACCUUGGUAGGCCUGACGGUGCACAUGAAUGAGACGGGCCACUACCGCGAUGACAACCAGGACAAGGACGCAAACAACCCCCGCAAGUGGUCAAAGCCCAGGAAGCGUUCCCUCAUGGAGAUGGAGGGUAAGGAGGACGCACAGAAGGUAUUGAAGUGCAUGUACUGUGGACAUUCCUUCGAGUCCCUGCAAGAUCUCAGCGUCCACAUGAUCAAGACCAAGCAUUACCAGAAAGUGCCUCUCAAGGAGCCGGUUCCUGCCCUUGCCUCUAAGCUGCUGCCACCCAACAAACGGAGAGUCCAGCCCGACACCCAACCUUGCUCGCCGGAGUCCGCUGCCAAUCCCACGGGGGUGCCGGCCAGCGAGUCGGCUUCGGCGCAGAAAGCUGCCAAUCCCUACGUGACCCCCAACAACCGCUACGGCUACCAGAACGGCGCCAGUUACACCUGGCAGUUUGAGGCCCGGAAAGCGCAGAUACUGAAGUGCAUGGAGUGCGGCAGCUCCCACGACACAUUGCAGCAGCUGACCACCCACAUGAUGGUGACUGGCCAUUUCCUGAAAGUCACCAACUCUGCCUCCAAGAAGGGGAAGCAGCUGGUUUUUGACAAUGUGGGUGAGGAGAAAGUCCAAUCCAUCCCCUUGCCCCCUUCGACUCCAACGCGGAUGGCGGCGCCCACCCCCCAGACGAAGCCCGAAACGCCACCUUCACCGGUUACCGAGCCCAGGAAGGAACACGAGGAGGAGGAGGAGCCACUGGAACAGAAUGAGAAGGAACAAGAAAUAAAGGAGGAGAGAGACAAUCCCACAGAAAAGUUUGAGUCCACCUCACAGUAUCAGUAUCUCCGGGAAGAGGACUUGGAUGAAAGUCCUAAAGGUGGGAUUGAUAUUCUCAAGUCCUUAGAGAACACUGUCACGACAGCCAUUAACAAAGCCCAGAAUGGGGCACCUACUUGGGGCGGCUACUCCAGCAUUCAUGCAGCAUAUCAGCUUUCAGGGACCAUACGACCCUUUCAGCCAACAGUGCAGAACGUUCAGUUGACCCCAUUCUACACUAAUAGUGUCAAGGCCCUGUCUUCAGAGCAUCUCACUGCAGUGGAGUCUUCAGAGUGCCAUUCACCACCACCUCAAAAGAGCAAUGUCCACGCAAUGGAGGAACUUGUGGAGAAGGUGACAGGUAAAAUGACGAUUAAGUCAGAGGAGAAACCAGUAGAGAAAGAGCCUGUGGUCACACCGGUGACCAGGACAAGCUGUAGCUCAUCACCUCCCAGUGCUAAAGACCCUCCCAAAGCUGAGGACUUUGACGGUGCAGCUCAACUGAAAAGAGGUGCUGAGGGGGAGGAAGUGAAAGUGAAAAAAGAGAGCAAUUUAGAGACCUCUUCUCCCAAUGGGACAGAAUGUUUGAAAUCAACUGUUAGCAACGGCUGUAACAGUAUGGCGAUUAUUACAGACCAUUCACCGGAAUCACCAUUUGUCAAUCCACUUAGUGCACUACAGUCAAUUAUGAACACACACUUGGGCAAGGCUGCCAAGCCAUUGAGCCCUAGCCUUGACCCACUGGCCAUGCUCUACAAAAUAAGCAACAGUGUGUUAGACAAGCCUAUAUUCCCUGCCGCUCAGGUCAAACAAGCAGAUAUUGUAGAUCGAUACUACUAUGAAAACAAUGACCAACCCAUAGACUUAACAAAGUCGAAAAGCAGUAAAAAGCUCAUUUCAGCCAUGACAGAAACAAUACUCUCCUCCUCGAGGGAAAACGCUUUGUUGGAUAUUUCUGACAUGGUCAAGAACCUCACGGGCCGGUUGACACCCAAGUCUUCAACCCCAUCAACUGUUUCAGAGAAGUCCGAAGCAGAUGUGAGCAGUUUCGAGGAUACCUUAGAGGAGAUCUCUCCAGUGCAGAAGAGGAAGGGCAGACAGUCUAACUGGAACCCUCAGCACCUUUUGAUACUCCAAGCUCAGUUUGCGGCCAGCUUACGUGAGUCCUCUGAAGGCAAAUACAUUAUGUCGGACCUGAACCUACACGAGCGGGUGCACAUUUCAAAGUUUACUGGUCUUUCCAUGACCACAAUAAGCCAUUGGCUGGCCAAUGUAAAGUAUCAAUUGAGAAGGACAGGUGGAACUAAAUUCCUGAAGAACUUAGAUACAGGUCACCCAGUUUUCUUCUGUAACGAUUGUGCCUCUCAGUUUAGGACUCCUUCCAGCUACAUAGGCCAUUUGGAAUCUCACUUAGGAUUUUCUAUGAAGGAUCUCUCGAAGUUAUCAAUAGAGCAGAUUCGGGAGCAGCAGGCAAUUUCAAAGGUCAUACCAAAUAAGACACUGAGUUCAGUUGGGUUGUCAGAGGAAGACAUCAGCUGUACAUUCCAGUGUAAAAUGUGCAACCGGACCUUUGCAAGCAAACAUGCGGUCAAACUGCACCUUAGCAAAACACAUGGCAAAUCUCCAGAGGACCAUCUGUUAUAUGUAACUGAAUUUGAAAAACAAUAGUAUCCAGGGGGAGAAGAAGUGAAAAGAGCUGUUCUGAGAUUUUGCCCACAUUGUGGCCUGUCCUCCGGAUGUCCUCUGCUCGGCCCCCAGUCAUGCAUCACUCUUUUUGUCACAUUGAACUCCAUAUGCACCUACCCUAGAGAAUGGUCGGACUCCAGCAAUUCUUCUUCAUUCUCACUAACAAUUUGGUAAUGAAAUAUUGAUUUUUAGUUAGAUUCAUAUUGAUACUAUUAGGUUUGCAUUGAUAAAUCAUUCUGGCCUCCUGUGUGAUCAGAUAGAAGGCACUGCACUGAACCCUGGAGAUUACAUCCAAGUACACUGAUGUGUUAAUUUGAUGGAUUUUUUGCCAUCAAAGGAGCAGGGGUGGGUGGAGGGGAGGAGGGGUGGUUGGAAAAAUAGGAAGACCUUCAUUUUUUUUCCCAUGCUUUCAUCUUGAAGAUUUUUUUUUCACUGAGAAGCACCUAACUGACAAAUUCAUUGCUGGUGAACAGGCUGCUCAGCUGCAUGGACAUGCAAAUAUUUCAUGAGCUACCAAGGUAGCUGCUAAUUGGAUCAGAGUGCAAGAGAUGGGCAUGAGAGAGAACGAACAUGUUGCUCAUAGCUCACAUCGACUCUGGACUCUUUGCUUGCGGUUAUGAUCUCAGGGGCUUAGUUUGAUCCCGACACUCCAGCAGACAAAGGAGAAAAAAAAUCCCACCAAGGUCUAUUCUGUACGAGAGACCUUCAGACUGUCAGUUUCCAUUGCACAAGACAUGUACUGGUCAAGCAGCAUGAUUGAAGCCAGUCUUACACCACUUUGCAGGGUUGACUACAAAAUGAAUACUCCAGUGCUGUAAAUAGUGGAUUAACAGACUCCUUACAUUUCAGCGAGGGAACUCUUGGUGAUGGGAUAUUUUAUAUUACAAGAUAUCUGAGCAAAUGGACAGAACUGGCUGCUUUGUCUCCCUCCAGUCAGCAAUUCCCAUUGGGUUUGCUAUCCAAAAGGACACUCUGCAAAUCUUCAUUACCAGAAUAUGGUGCAAUCCUACAUAAGGAUGGUUUUAAUUAACACAUUAGGGGAGCACAACAUUUUACUGUCCAUGUUUCAGCACCGUAGACAGCAGAAGCAGUGGGUUGGAGUGGGGACAAUGGUGGGUUAUGAGAUCCAAUGCAUCAUAAUGCAGUGCACAUUUAAAUCAGACUAGUCCUAAAGUAUGCUGAUGUGUCUGCUUCAAUCCAUUUCAUGUUCAGCACUGCUCUGUCAAACCAUCAAUCUUGUGCUGUGCUAGGACAUGAAGAUAAAUCCAAUUGAUGAUUUAUGGUACUAAAUUUAUGAAUAGUACAUUUUUUGAAGUAGGGAGGUGGGGCGGGGAUAAUAAACAGGACCGCUGAGUUGACAUGACUGCUGAUAUGUGGCUAAAAAGAUCUCUUAGCUGGUAGCCCUGUGAUGCCAGUUGAGUGCUGGUAUGGCACAUCCCCUUCCAACACUGGGACUAACCCAUAGUCUGUAUCUAGAUGUAACAAUAGUACAUCUGUUACUCAGUCCUAACCACUCUUUUCUUUGUGUGAUUUUCUGCAUGGAAGGUUAUGUUAAAAUGUGCUGAUGAGACAACAUGGAUAUUAAAAUGAGUGCCUCGAUGUUCCUAGAUUCUGAGGAUUUAAGAAAUUGUUAGUAAAUACACUGAAUGUGGAAUUAUUAAAGCCAACCUGAAUUAUGUUGUUAUUGGGGAUCCAAAAGUAAGUUGGGCCAGAAGGACACUUGAUAGAAUGGUCCAGGGUAACUUGGGGUCAUUACAUCAAACUGAAUACCAAUUAAAAAAAAGUGAAACAUGUCUGUUCAGACCCCGGGGUAACAAUUCUGCAUAUAUUCCAGCCAAUAUGCGGCUGUGUUGGAGCAGGGACAGUUUUCUGUCAAUAUUAAGGUAAGGGGUACCUCAUUAACACUGUUCACCUGCCCGGAGCUAAACUGGGGAAAUAACAUCUAUAGUUUCCCCCCAAGGUGUCGAUUCAUCCUCUUGCUGAAUGUAAUAGCAAUUGGUCAACAUUUCUUCAUAACUCACAUAGGAAGGCUCCCUAACAACGUACACAGGCUUUUAGUAGAAAGGGAAGACGGCAGAACCGUCAAACAUUUCAGGCGUACCAUUCUGGGGUAAUGAAGCAUGGCAGCAAAAUAUACCUGUACAACACUUGAUAAAGAUGAGCUGACACACCAGUCCAAAUAGGUUCUUUUGUGUGCCUGCAUACGUCUAUCCAUCAAGGCUUUAGCUGGGAUAUGCAGGCAGCAAUAAUAGUACCAACUGGCAGGAGUCAUAAGGGAAGAGGAAGAUGUCAAUUAAAACCUUCUCUGUACAUCAUUGUAAUUGAAUCAAAAUUGUUACCCUGACUCAUUUUUCUUUCGAGUCAAUGGUUUUUACACAAGUGUAAACUCAUUUCAUUAUUUGUCUGUUUAAUCGGAUGAUUCAAAGAGAAAAGUAGUUUCUCUGCCCCUGAUUUCCAGGCAUCUAGCAAUCCCAAUGUCAUGCAUGUGAUAACAGUUCUGGCCAGUAGAGUGGAAUCAGUCAUGUGUCUGCUCUUUGACAUGACCAAUAUCUCUUUGAUAUUAAAACCAACUGGUUCACAUGAAAAAGUUUAUAUUAGUGCAAUGUCAGAAUCAGGACUGGAGGAAUUUAACGUGUUAAAGCCAAGUUUAAUAGGUUCUUGUAGUAGCCCUGACACACCCUGCAAACAGACUACUAAACAAAAAAAUAAUAAUGUAAAAUUUAUUUCCGAGGUCAACUUGCAUCAUUCUGCAUUGCAGCAUGAUUAACUAUGCCAUGCAAUAUCUGCAAUUUCUAACAGAUUUGCAGACGUGUCCUCUCAGUGAGAAACACAAUUAGCUACUCCAUGUUAUUUUUUUGAGGGGUGGGUAUCAGUGACUCACUCUGGGACUACACCGCUUGAUGGAUAUGUUUUCUUAGGUUUCAGUUGAUCUGUUUUCACUUUAAGGCUCAAUGUGUGGCGGUGAGUCCCAUUUUUUUCUACGAAGGCAUGUUGUAUAUUUGCAUUCCAGAUACUGACAAUAACAGAACAUAACAGUAUCUGCUGUACAUAGAUUGAGGUACAAUAUGUGUUUCCUUACUUGAUUUUUUUUUUAAAGUCAAAAAAUUUAGUGUUGCACUGCCACCUUUUUGGGAAGACUGUACAUAUAUAAAUAUAUAUACAUAUGUGUAAUAUAUUGAGCCAUGAUAACUUAAAACAUUGAUUGUAGAUUCUUCUGUGUUUGCUGGGAUCUUUUAUUAUUUUGUUUCUAGUCUCUAUAGUCUCUCAUUGAUAGUCAUACACUUUACUGUUUUCUGUUAUACAAAGUCAUUUUUGUGCCAGAAAUGCCCUUUUGACCGCCAAAUCUUUUUUAAAAAGUUUGGAUAAAUGAUGGCGAAAAUAGGGAGUAAAACUUUGUAUGGAAAAUCUUCUUUUCUGCAUUUCCUUCCAUUUGUCAUAUCAAUUGUUGCAAUUGAACGGUGUAUCCUUGCUUCUUUGGCUUAAUGACUGCUUUGUAAGGUUUCACCCUUGAUCCACUUUAAACUUUUCUCUGGAGUUGUGAGGGCAACUCCCCUUUUCUUUAAUUUUCAAGCCAACUUGGACUGCACUUCUCUGAAGGUGGUGAUGCGUGUAGAAGGUGGAUGCGUUUUAACAACUGGUGCACUUAUUUACGAAAAAAAAAGAAAAAAAUCAUUUGUAUGAUAAAAAUAUAUAUUUAGAUUUUCCAAGCACAACUCUGAUAAAAAUCAAAAAAAUGGCUCUUUUUAUGUUUCAUAAAGAUGUUACUACCAUUAUGGAUCUUUUUUGCUACAACAGGUUAAA
This is a messenger RNA of Rhincodon typus (whale shark), 7130 nucleotides long. It is a transcript of the gene tshz1, whose product is annotated as teashirt zinc finger homeobox 1. Gene Ontology annotation, molecular function: DNA binding; DNA-binding transcription factor activity, RNA polymerase II-specific. The transcript is spliced from 3 exons. The record is from RefSeq and is a predicted model, not a curated record. Gene Ontology annotation, cellular component: nucleus. Gene Ontology annotation, biological process: regulation of transcription by RNA polymerase II. The coding region runs from base 162 to 3311 and encodes 1049 amino acids. NCBI's taxonomy places the organism in Eukaryota, Metazoa, Chordata, Chondrichthyes, Orectolobiformes, Rhincodontidae.